AAAGAGAGAAGGUUAUAGAUCUUGAGGUUCUUGAAUCUUCACAAGGAUAGGUUGGAGUGCAUUGAUUCAGAAUUAAAGAAAAUAACUAUGGUUCUUAAUGUUAUCUAGAGCUCCUUCUGCUUGUCAAAAUAGCAUCAAAACACCAUUCCAUAUUCUGGAUCCUCUACAAUGAUUCCACCCAAUGCGAUCCACACACUCCGGUGAUCUUCUGUGCAUUGCUGCAAAAAGAGAUGAAGAAUAUUAUGUAGACCUGAUCCGGAUAAUCAGUUUCACCCGAGGUUUUGGAGAGAGUGCAUUUAAAGGCGAUGCGCCACCAUAUUUUACACUGUACCAACAGAUUUUGUUGGAGGUGCUGGAACUGGAGUAGUACAUGGCUUUGGUUGCUGAGAAACAGUGUGAAAAAAAGGGAUAGUAGAAAAAAAGUUUGAAGAAAAUGGUAUUCUGGGUGAUUGGUUACUUAAUUUGGUUCUUUUAUUUAUUUUUUAUGGAGAUGUUUUUAAUUAAUUAAAGUUAAUAAAAAAUAAAAAAUUAUUUUGAUAAAAUAGAAAAAAAAUUAACUAAGCUGAUGGAUGGAGUUUUGAAAAUUGAUUAACUAAAUUAGUAAAAAUUAAGUUUUAAUUAUCUAUUUUGCAUAAAUUAUUGGAAAUGCUCUAGCCGGGCCUUUUUCGGGUUUUCAAUUUCCAUGCAGCAUUUAUAGAGAUGGAGGGAGAGCAAGCUGAUGGGCGAGAACUUUGACAAACACCUUCGGGGCCGAUCAAGAAACCCUAAAAGAAGCAAUGGAAGGUGACAAUCCAACAACACUAAUGUGUACAGUGCUUGCGAUAGACCACACCAGCUUCUGCUACAGGGUCUGCUUGGUCUGCGAGAGAACACUUCCUGACAACUCCACUUCUUUAUGCAAAUUCUGCAACUUCAACGCCUUCAACUCCGUCUCCACAGGUUCCAAACGCCUCUUCCGCGUCCUAAUAUCAAUAGCAUCAGAUACAAAGGUGUUCACCGUGAUAUGCUUUGAUAGGGCAGCUAAAGUUCUCUUUGGGUGCUCUGCUGAUGAGUUCUUUGACUUCGCCAAGCUUCAUCCUUUUGCUGCUGUUUCUGCUAAUAGAAUUCUGGAGGGAGAGAUGUUCAGAAUGACACUGUCCAAAUCAAAGAAUGGCAAUGCACAACAUCUGCGAGUUGCAUCGGUGGUUCCUUUGAGAUCUGGAUUUCUCCCGGCAAUUGAGUCUUUAAGGGAAUUGUAUGGAGAACGUGUUGGUUCUUAACAGUUCUCUUCAUUUAUGUAUCCAACUUCCUGUAAUUUCCCAAUGGAAUGGUUUGUGGAAGGAGAUCUUCCAAAUUCAGGUUUCACCAUUUCUUAUCAUAGUUUAAUAAGUGGAACGCAUUAGCUGCCCAUUCUAAGGUUGGGCAGUAAGGGUCGGAGAAGUGCAACCAAAGCGUCAGGUGGAAAAAGGGUGGGGGGGGAAGCUCUCUGUUCCUGGUUCUCCUGUAGGGAAGGUCUGAUUUGGAUGGGAUUGUUUUAAUGUUAAAAGGGGAACUGAAAAAGAAAAAAGGAAAGCUUUUCUCUUUGCUGGCUACUGUUGUAAAUGUAAACUAGACUAGGAAUGUCGAUGGGUUCUUUUAGUACUAAUCAGUUCGCAAUGCACCAGAAUUGAACUGGGAGGUAAUA
This is a messenger RNA of Alnus glutinosa, 1663 nucleotides long. RefSeq lists its product as uncharacterized. The record is from RefSeq and is a predicted model, not a curated record. NCBI's taxonomy places the organism in Eukaryota, Viridiplantae, Streptophyta, Magnoliopsida, Fagales, Betulaceae. The transcript is spliced from 4 exons. Bases 777 to 1259 code for a protein of 160 amino acids.